Penicillium digitatum Pd1 is the source of this 1413-nucleotide messenger RNA. Lineage: Eukaryota; Fungi; Ascomycota; Eurotiomycetes; Eurotiales; Aspergillaceae. The record is from RefSeq and is a predicted model, not a curated record.
AUGGCUGGUCCACUAGAUGUUCAAUCUGCCGUUUCGGAGCAAGAGAAACGAACCCAACUCGAGGACCUGAUUGCACGUGCUGCUGCAAAGGAUGCGACCAAAGACUACGACUCUGCCUCCGAGAUGUACUCCCAAGCUACCGAACUUCAGGCCGAACUCAAUGGCGAGUUGUCCCCGGAGAAUGCGGAUUUACUCUAUGCCUAUGGAAAGUCACUGUACAACGUGGCUGUAAGUAAAAGCGAUGUCCUUGGCUCCAAGGUAGCCGGCGAGCAGAAACCGCAAUCCGGCACUACAUCUUCAACAAAUACAUAUUCUGCUGGGUCGAAAUCCGCCAGUGAUUCUCUUGUUCAAGACGCGAUCGCCCAUUCUAUGGCGGAUAAGUCAUCUUCCACGAAGCGUGCAGACAGAGAACCAGAGCCCACAGAAUCCAAGCCAUUCUUCCAAUUUACAGGAGAUGAAAACUUUGUUGAGUCCGAGGACGAGGAUGAGGAGGUUGCUGAGGAUGAUGAAGAAGACGACGAUUUCGCCAAUGCCUUUGAGGUCCUGGAUCUCGCCCGUGUUUUGUACCUUAAGAAGCUGAGUGCUGCAGAGGAAAACGACGGAGGCAAAGGAAAAUCGGCUGUGGUGUCCUCGGAUGUCAAGCACAUUAAAGAAAGAAUUGCAGACACACACGAUCUUCAAGCAGAAAUUUCACUGGAAGCAGAAAGAUUUAGUGAAGCAGUUACUGACUUGAGAACUGUUCUCGAAUUGAGAAACUCGCUAUAUCCUCCAGAAGAUCCCUCUGUUGCUGAGUGCCAUUACAAGCUCUCCCUCGCCCUAGAAUUCGCCUCGGCCCAACAAGGUGGUGAGGAGGAUGGAAAUAACAAACCCAAGGUUGAUGAAGAGAUGAGGAAAGAAGCUGCUAUCCAGAUGGAAUAUGCCAUUACCAGCUGCAGGGUCCGAAUGGCCCAGGAGGAGCAGAAACUCGAGGCCGAAAAAGAUGAGGAUGAAGACAAGGCAACUACAACAAGACGAAAGAUCGCCAAUGUCAAAGAGAUUGUGAUUGACAUGGAGCAAAGGGUAAGUGUUUUCUCCCUUGCCAGUCCUUUCCAUAGAUUGAUCGAUUUUAUUGAUACUGAUACUGAAAUAAAUCAGCUUGUUGACCUGCGCCGACCACCUGUCUCAGCUCAGCAGAACGACCAAGCCAACGAGGUUAUGCUAAAGGGAUUUCUGGGUCAGAUUAUCGGUCAGUCCGCAACAGACCAGAAAGCUCAGCUUGAAGCAGUUAGCCAGGGAGCAACAGACCUGUCUGCUUUUGUCAAACGUAAGCCUGCAAAGUCAUCCCAGCAACUUGAAACUGCCUCAAAAAGACCUGCCGAGGGACCUGCGGAGAACAGCUCCAAGCGGUCUCGCGUUGACGAUGCUUCCUCGUAA